AUUUAUGUACAGGAUGUCUUCUCAUUCGAGAUACCAGAAGUUUUUUGCUGACUACUUCAAAGAUAGCUGGCAGAACUUUGAAGGCUUUGAAGAAUACUUUACUAACGUAAUAUGCAACCUUACCUCUGAUAAAUUCAGCCGAGAAAAGGAGAAAUGGGAGGAUGAAGAAAGGAGACUGCUUACAGAGCAGAAAAACUUAGCGUUCAAACACUACCAAUCCUUCGUGUCAACAGCAGAGUGUAGCAGUGAUAUCAGGCAGUCGUUUGACGGGCUGGAGGUAAACUUGGACAGUGUCAUUGAAACUGUUCCCGAGCUACAGGAUACGUUGUACAAGUGCAGUAAACUGGCGGUGGAAACUAAUAAAAUGAGAAAAGAAGCAAAUAUCAGCAUCUCGAAACACCCCCAACUACUUGAGAUACUGGAACUACCUCAGCUUAUAGACACCAGCAUUAGAAACAGUUACUUUGAGGAGGGGUUGGAACUGCAUAGUUUCGUUAACAACUUAGCCGUUAAAUACAAUGACAUUCCUAUCAUUCAGAUGAUCAAAGAAGAUAGUGACGCGUGUAUAAAGCACAUGGAAGACAUCUUGAUAAAACAGCUACAAGGACAGAUAACAUUAGCUCAGUGUCUGAAGAGUGUCGGAUUGUUGAGGAGAAUUGGAACUUAUACUGACACUCAGCUUAAGGUGAAAUUUCUGCAAGUACGUUCAGAGUGGUUUCGAGGGAUUAUUGAUAACUUAAAUAAAGGAGAAAUUCAGUAUUACAUGUGUAAGAUGAUAGACAGCUACAGAGUCAACUUAUUCGACAUUAUAACUCAGUACAGAUCAGUCUUCAUUGAGGAUAAAGCUACAAGUUUAAUUUUCAACUCUUGGCUUCAUAAACAGGUUGAAUAUUUCCUGGGAAUUCUGAACGAAAAUCUACCACGCUGUAACGGUGCCAUACUGGAUUCAACUCUAGCGCAAGCUAUGUACUUUGGCAUGUCACUCGGAAGAGUAGGAACAGAUUUCCGAGGAGCCCUGGUCCCGAUAUUCCAACAGAGAAUACUAGAGUUGUGUUUGAAGACUAUUCAGAAAGCAACUGAUAGGUUUAAGAGAAAAUGCGAGACUUUGCUUGAUGUGGCUUACCACGGGGAACCAACACUAGUGAAUCUGACUCCUCUGGCUGUGUACACCAACUCAAUUGCCAGCAUGUUUAACGAAUUGAGACACUGUGCCCCUGUCUCUAUCUGCCUCACCGUUGUGCAGACGCUGCAGACCUCACUGCAAACUGUCAUCGACUUGACUGUCGGGAUCUUCAAGUCAAAACCAAAGAUAGCUGAGAGGUUCAGUACGAUCAUAGUUCUGGAAAUGUUACCGAUGAUCGAUUCUUAUUUGAAGUCUGUGUUCAAGACACUACCUGAAUUGUACAAACAUCGAUCCUUUUCUGGAAAAACGUAUAUGGACAAGAAUCUUCUCUCCUUGGACCUAGUCGCUCUGCAGGACCAACUCCUUCCUUUUCUCUCGUCAGCAACUAAGAUCCUACUGGCUGACAAACCUUUCUCUGUCGAGAACGGAACGAGCGAGGAAACUGCUGAUACUGAAGAUAACGCUGAGAUUGAAAACGAAACAGAAAGUGGAAUUCUUGGCGAAGAAAGUGACGAUAAACUUCCUGAUGAUGAAAUCGAAUUUCCUGUUUCUAACGAUGAAAAUAAAAAUGUAAUUGAAGUUGCUGGUAAUGAAAGCGAAAGAGGGGUUCCUGAUGAUGAAGGUGAUAAUAUAAUUUCUGAUGUUGACAACGAAAAUAGAAAUACUGUUCCUGAUAACGAAAUGACAGUUUCAGAUAUUGAAAGUGAAAGAAGAGUCCCUGAAAAUGAGACUGUUCGUGAUGUUGCUAGUAAUGAAAGCGAAAGAGGAGUUCCUGAUGAUGAAGGUGAUAAUAUAAUUUCUGAUAUUGUCAAUGAAAAUGAAAUUAUUGUUUCUGAUAAUGAGAGAGAAAUGACAAUUUCUGACAUUGAAGGUCAGGGUAGAGUUCCUAACUCUGACAGUGGAACUAUUGGUGGUGAAUCAGAAGACCAGGUUGUAGUUCCUGAUGAAGGAGUAGAAAAUGAGCUGGAAUCAAAAACAGAGACAGAAAAUAUGGAUCAUAAUAAUGAGACAGACUUAUUAGAAAGCGAGAGUAGAGGUGAUGCUCAAACAGAUGCUGUAGAGACGACUGAUGUUCACGAAAGCUCAAAAGUUGAAAUAGCGAGUGUUAUUCCAGAUUUACCUCUCGAAACAAUCAACAACGAGCUAGAAACAUCAGAUAAUGUUCACUCUGUUGAAUUACAUAGCGAAAAUCUUGAAAAUGAUAACACAACGUUUAACGCUAAUGACAGAAGUGAAGUGUCUGAAAAUAGGACAGCGGAGUGUAUCGAGAAUGUUGGGGAUACCAUAUCAGUUGAAGAUGAAGUCGUGAUGAGUUCUGAUUUAGUUAGUUCUGGGGAUGUUCGAAACAUCGGUCUAGGGGAGUAAUGAAUUUUGUGAAUGCACAAAAUGUAUUUUUUGCUUUUGUUUAAGAAUAAAGAAUUUAGGUUUAAUUUUGAUUUUUGUUCUGACUUUAGUAAUAUUCCUUUUCAAGGCUUAGGAAUUAUAUUAUGUCAUGGUUUUGACUAUGGGCGGAUGAGUUAACACAGUUUGUCAAGCAAAUUUUAUCCACAUCCGUAAGCCGAUAUUUUAAAGGAUAUUACGACAUGUCAAAUCAGGUGUUUCGCAUUUUGUUCAUGUUGGAAAUCUUUGAGUGUUUUGGUACUUCUUUUUGAGGGAAAGCUAAACAUAUUUUACCGUACUAUUGUCUUUAGUUUAUUUGACUUCGACUUAGAACCUAAUUUUCUUGCUCUUAAUUGAACAAUUGAUUUAUGAAUGUAUCAUUAUGAUCUCGAACUAAACCUGAUCAUGGCAGUAUAUGAGCUUAGUACAAAAUGAUGCCUUGUACAUUCAUUCCAGUGCUCUUACCCCUAGCUAC
Molecule: messenger RNA, 2978 nt
Organism: Bolinopsis microptera
Lineage: Eukaryota; Metazoa; Ctenophora; Tentaculata; Lobata; Bolinopsidae
Product: conserved oligomeric Golgi complex subunit 8-like
Exons: 12
Coding region: 5-2488 (827 amino acids)
Biological process (GO): intra-Golgi vesicle-mediated transport
Cellular component (GO): COG complex
Source: RefSeq, a predicted model, not a curated record